AAGAGAGAGAGAGAACAUUUCGAGUUUGUUGCUUAUUUUAUCUCUUCGAUUUUGUUUUUUGGUUAAAAAAAUCCUUCUGAUUUGAUUGAUCCACAGAUCUAAAGUUUUCCUUCAUUUCCAGAUCUUUCUUCCUCUCAAUCUGCUGUAAAGGGGUUUAUAUACAGUCAAAUAUCAGGGCACACAUAAGCUUCUGAUUUCAUGUAUGCUAAAGUUACCUCAAGUGGCCAUUACAUGAUACUUUGGAGGGUGUUUUGGAUGAGAUGAGGUAUGUUAUCAGGGCUGAUGGACUUUCUGACGGCCUGUUUUCGGCCGAGGGCGGAUCGGAGUGUUCACACUGGUUCGGAUUCUAGUGGCCGUAAAGAUGGGCUUCUGUGGUAUAAAGACGCAGGGCAGCAUUCCAAUGGAGAUUUCUCCAUGGCUGUAGUUCAAGCAAAUAAUUUACUAGAGGAUCAGAGCCAGCUCGAGUCUGGUUCUUUGAGUACUAGUGACUCUGGUCCGUACGGCACUUUUGUUGGGGUUUAUGAUGGGCAUGGUGGUCCCGAGACCUCUCGUUUCAUCAAUGAUCAGCUCUUUCAACAUCUAAAGAGGUUCACAGCAGAGCAUCAAUCUAUGUCAGUGGAGGUCAUUCGAAAGGCAUUUCAAGCAACUGAAGAUGGGUUUCUCUCAGUUGUGAGCAGACAAUGGCCCAUGAAACCACAGAUUGCAGCCGUUGGAUCUUGCUGCCUUGUUGGAAUAAUCUGCGGUGGGAUUCUUUAUAUCGCUAAUCUCGGAGAUUCUCGUGCUGUCCUAGGGAGGCUUGUCAAGGCCACAGGAGAAGUGCUUGCUAUUCAACUCUCGGCAGAGCAUAAUGCUUGCUUCGAGUCUGUGAGACAGGAGCUGCAUUCUAUGCACCCCGAUGAUCCGCAUAUUGUGGUUUUGAAGCAUAACGUUUGGCGAGUAAAGGGUCUCAUACAGGUCGGUUUUUAUCCAUUUUCUGGUAGCCUUUUCAUUAUUAGAUCAAGAUUCACCCUCUUUGAGAGAGAAUUAGUGGAAAUAUACUUAACCAGAAGGGUAUUCCAGUACUUUUCCUAUAUGACUUCCCAAUUCUUGAGUUUGAUUCUCCUAUUUCAUCACUAUUUGCCACAGGGUAGCGCUAGGAGAUUAGUGAAGACGGCAUUACAAGAAGCUGCAAAGAAAAGGGAGAUGAGAUAUUCGGAUUUGAAGAAAAUCGACAGAGGGGUACGUCGUCAUUUCCACGACGACAUCACAGUGGUAGUGGUAUUUCUGGACUCGCAUCUUGUGAGCAGGGCUAGUUCGGUCAGAGGGGGUCCCAACAUAUCUGUGAAAGGCGGUGGCAUCACUUUACCCACCAAUACUCUUGCACCAUGCACCACUCCAACAUAG
Messenger RNA from Erythranthe guttata (spotted monkey flower), 1383 nucleotides. The record is from RefSeq and is a predicted model, not a curated record. Lineage: Eukaryota; Viridiplantae; Streptophyta; Magnoliopsida; Lamiales; Phrymaceae.